Stegostoma tigrinum is the source of this 2970-nucleotide messenger RNA. RefSeq names its product E3 ubiquitin-protein ligase ZFP91-like. Gene Ontology annotation, cellular component: nucleus. Gene Ontology annotation, biological process: regulation of transcription by RNA polymerase II. Lineage: Eukaryota; Metazoa; Chordata; Chondrichthyes; Orectolobiformes; Stegostomatidae. The record is from RefSeq and is a predicted model, not a curated record.
GGACGUGCGCGCCCCGCCGCGGGGACGCCGCGCGUGCGCGCGCGCAAGGCCGGGGCCGCGCUCUGGCAGCCCGGGAGCUCGGUUUCCCCCCACCCCCCGCAGGACGAGGGAUGGCGCAGCCUCAGAGCCCGGGACCACGGCAGGCCCCGCGCCGCCGGGCCUCGAGUCGGAGCCAGCACCCGGCGCCAGGCCCCGGGCCCGGGGCGGAGCCCGGCAAGCGCCGCCGGGGGAGGCCCCGGAUCCGCACCGAGCUCGAGCUGGAGCAGCGCCGCAAGGCCUGGUACCGCCGGCGGUAUGUGUGCAGCGUCUACCUGGGCCAGCAGUGCGAGCGCUGGAAGAGGGUCCACCAGCAACUCGGCCACAGCAAGGACGAGCAAACCGCCCAGAGCCUGCUGGACUGCUUUACAGCAAGGAGCCGUGGCAGCUGUUCAGGGAAAGUGAGUUCGGCCGAAAACCUGGACCACCUGCACACAUCCUGCGAUGCCCUGCGACAGCUGAUGGUCUGGUCCCACCAGCACAGCCGGGAGUGCGGCUUUAUCCCGAACCUCAAGUCCGUCGCCUCGGGACGCGUGGAUGACUCAGCCACCAUGGUGUGGAGCUGCGCCGGGGGCCACAGCUACUCCUGGGAAAUGCUGGCCCCCCGCAAGGGCGUGGAGGGGAUCAGCGCAGAGCCUGGGGCAGCCCGCGCCCCAGCUCGCGGCACCGGCCGCGCCAGGCGGAGGGUACUCAGCAGCCUGCCCCCGAACGGGAAACGGAGCUGCCUGGGCUCUGGCGGUGUGGCCAAGGACGGCUCACCGGAAGUGCCAAGCGGCGAGACGGCGCCGGCGGGAGGCGCCGAAGCAGCGAGCGAGGCGGGCGGGCCAACAGGCGACCGCGCCUCACUCUCCCGGCGAGGGGCUGAGGGGCCGGCUACCCCGGGGCUUGCCACACUGCCACAGGCCGGCUGCCAGGCAGCUGACGGCCCCCCCGAGCAGCCGGGUGUGACGGACCAAGGUGGGCCUUCCCCGCUGGGCACCGUUGCCCCCGGCCGGGCCCGGAGGAAAAACCGCAGGAAGACAGGCUGCUCUCUGGCACCCACAGGCAACACUGAUCUGCUGCAGUUGGUGUGCGAGUCAGAUGGUGAAGAGCAGCCUGGCGAAAACGCCAAGGAGACUGGUGAGCGGCUGCAACGGCAAGAAGGUUCUCAGGAGUCAGAGAUGCAAGUUGCAGAGACUGAGCUCUUGUUGACUAGUGACAAUGAUAGUGAAGAGGAUGAGGAGCUGUUGACCGAAGUGGAUUCUGAUGAUGAAUAUCAAUUCUUCGAUGAUCCCAAGGAUGAAAACUAUAUUCCCUCGUCAGAAAGCGGUUCAGACCGAGAGAAGAGGAGGGGGAGACCUCGCAGAAACAGUACAAAAAAACUGCCUGAGGAGCCUGUCACCAGGAAGCCUCCGAAACGUCGUGGCAAGCGAGAUCCAAGCGAACAGCCGAAGAAAAUCCGGAAGAAGAUUCAGAAGCAGUACGUUCGCUGUGAGUUUGAGGGAUGUGGCAAAAUAGUCUCUAAUCCUCAGUAUUUGAAGCGCCACAUGAAAUACCAGCACAUGUUGCACAGAACUUUCGCCUGCUCCUACCCGAGCUGUGGGAGGAUCUUCCGCUUCAAAACACAGAUGGAGGAUCAUGAGAAAUUGCACAGCGAUCAGCGGAAUUAUAUCUGUGAGUUCUGCGGCCGAGCCUUUAAGACUGACAAGAACCUGGUGGUACACAGAAGGAUUCACACAGGAGAGAAACCUCUUCAGUGUGAAAUCUGUGGCUUUACCUGCCGGCAGAAAGCCUCGUUGAACUGGCACAUGAAGAAACACGACGCCGAGGCCGGAUACCAGUUCUCCUGUGACAUCUGCGGCAAGAAGUUUGAAAAGAAGGACAACGUGUCUGCCCACAAGAGCAAGAGCCACCCGGAGACGCUGCUGGCGGUCACCAGCCUGGCCGCUCUGGAGGAGAGCGGCUUUGGUGAAGGGCCCAGUAUUGUUCCGGUCUCUGCCUUCAGCCAAGAGCAGCCCGUGGGUAACCCCUCUCCUCUGGAGGCCGAAUCCCGGCUGGGCGGGUGGGCCCGGCUGGAGGAAGGCAGCUGUCUGGAAGGAGGCAUAAGGCUGGAGGUGUGGACACGCCUGGAGGACGGGGGGCAGCCGUCUGGCAGCCGAUAACCGUCUGGAGGAGGGGGGGCAGCCGUCUGGCGGCUGAGGAGCCUUAACCAUGCCUCCUCGUCUUAACCCCCCCCCCCAGCACUCCCUCCCACCCCCUGAGCGAUGUGGGCCGUGGGACCCAUCCUUUGCUCCAAACACUUCCCUCCCUCUAGCUUUCCCUCCGAGGGAUCACGGCGUUGAAGUGCGCACUGGCCCCUCUGAGGGGAGGGCAGGAGUGAGGGGGUUUGGGAGGAGUGGGACGUGAGUCUGGACUGAGGAGAGGAGCUGGAACAGGGCAACGGGGCUCCCAUUUCCCCCAAUCCCCCCACCCCCCUCGCCCCAUCACCACCAACCUCGAGAGGAGGUGGCAAAGGAGUCUUGUCUCUGGGAACCCCGUGAAUGUGGGGCUUCCCACCCCCCCCCCCCCCCACCUCAAUGGGCUGGAGGGAGGACAAGCCCCCCCCCCAACCCAAACCCGCAAAUGGAGGGGAUGUUGGUUUUGCAACUCAUCCCCUCUCCGUUCUCUCCUCCAACCCCUGCCUCAAUUCUGAAUCCAGUCAGGCAUCCUGCUCCCCCGACUUCCUCCUCCCGCCACCAAAUUCUUUUCACUACGAGAAGAAUCUAGUUUCUGGUCAAAGAUUUUGGUCCUAUUUUUCAGGAUUUGUAAAUAGUUUGCAACACAUACCGGUCAUUAUAGAGUCAGCGACAUGCCAGUAACUUGGUGGCUCAGAGCUGCCCCGAAGUGUGCCCGCCUUCUGUUGUAACUGUAUUCCUGUUGAGAUACAUCAUAUCGCAAUAAAACCCUCGCCACGCA